Tyto alba (common barn owl) is the source of this 1332-nucleotide messenger RNA. It is a transcript of the gene TXNDC5, whose product is annotated as thioredoxin domain containing 5. The record is from RefSeq and is a predicted model, not a curated record. The transcript has 10 exons. Gene Ontology annotation, molecular function: protein disulfide isomerase activity. Gene Ontology annotation, biological process: protein folding. Gene Ontology annotation, cellular component: endoplasmic reticulum. Lineage: Eukaryota; Metazoa; Chordata; Aves; Strigiformes; Tytonidae. The coding region runs from base 81 to 1313 and encodes 410 amino acids.
GGCGGGGGCCGGGCCCGGGGAGGGGCGGGAGGCGGCAGCAGCCGCCCGGGGCUCCGGCCUCUCGCUGUCUCGGCGCUGCGAUGGCUUCGCUCCGCUCCGGCCGGGCCUGGUGGCGCCUGCUCUCCAUGGCCGUGCUCGGCCCCGUCCUCUGCGGCCGGCCGGGGCGGGCUGAAGAGCCGGAGCCGGGCCCGGACCCGCACGGGCGGCACGUUUACAGCGCGGAGAUGCUGCGGCACGGAGCCGCCGCCGCCCCUCACUUCGUCAUGUUCUUCGCCCCGUGGUGUGGCCAUUGUCAGCGUCUCCAGCCAACUUGGAAUGAUUUGGGAGAUAAAUACAACAACAUGGAAAACCCACAGGUCUAUGUUGUUAAAGUGGAUUGUACUACAGAUACUCCACUGUGCUCUGAAUUUGGUGUUCGAGGAUACCCUACCCUAAAGCUGCUUAAACCAGGACAAGAACCUCUGAAAUACCAAGGCCCUAGGGACUUCCAGGCACUGGAAAACUGGAUGUUGGAGAAACUGAAUGAGGAACCAUCUGAUCCAGAAACUGCUGUGGAACCACCAAAAGCUCCUGAACCUAAACAGGGAAUGUAUGAACUCUCAGCAGACAAUUUUAAGAUGCACAUAGCAGAAGGUAAUCACUUUAUCAAAUUCUUUGCCCCUUGGUGUGGUCAUUGCAAGGCUUUGGCCCCAACCUGGGAACAGCUGGCUCAAGCCUUUGAGCAUUCAGAAACUGUCAAGAUUGGCAAGGUUGACUGUACCCAGCAUUAUGAAGUCUGCUCUGAAACCCAAGUUCGUGGCUAUCCUACACUCCUCUGGUUUAGGAAUGGUGAAAAGGGUGACCAGUACAAAGGGAAGAGGGACUUCGAUUCCUUAAAGGAGUAUGUGGAUUCCCAACUACAGAACUCUGGGAAAGAACCACAAGCAGAUAAACCCGCCGAAGCCCCGCAGCCACCCGCAGAACCCACUCGUGUUGAGGCUGCAGUGCUCUCCCUCUCUGAAAAAGACUUUGAUACAACCAUUGCUACGGGGAUCACCUUUAUUAAAUUCUAUGCUCCGUGGUGUGGUCACUGUAAAAACUUGGCUCCAACUUGGGAGAACCUUGCCAAAGAGCAAUUUCCAGGUUUGACUGAUGUCAAAAUAGCAGAAGUGGACUGCACUGUGGAACGUAACGUCUGCAACAGAUUUUCUGUACGCGGUUAUCCUACACUUCUGCUUUUUCGAGGUGGAAAGAAAGUCAGUGAACACAAUGGAACGAGAGACCUUGAAUCACUGCAUAGCUUUGUCUUGCGUCAGGCAAGGGAUGAAUUGUAAUAAAAGUCUGGAUGCUCCA